Molecule: messenger RNA, 1003 nt
Organism: Effrenium voratum
Lineage: Eukaryota; Dinophyceae; Suessiales; Symbiodiniaceae
Source: the annotation of a GenBank genome assembly
GGGCGAGGGUCAGCAGAGCCUUUUGAGCACGAUGCGAACGGCUGUCUUACUCGCAUUCCUGGCAGGUGUGUGGUCCUCAUCCUGCGAUGUGGAGGCAGAGGAGGACGAGAUGAUAGAGGCCAUGCGGCAGGAACUGCUGCAGCGCGGGAUGAAGUACCUCAAGGAUACUCCAAGAUCCUCCAUCGCACCAGCUGCGCCGGCUAUGUUGGAGGACGAGGUCCAGGAGCAGAAUCUUGCCCAGGACUUGAAUGCUGCCAGCACCCAGUCCAUGCAGUGGCUGGUGAAUCGCAGGGCCCUCGCGCUGAUUGGCCCCACCUGGGACGGCCAGGGGAGUUCCGUGGACUGCCAGGCGCAUCCCAUGUUCUGCCACGAGAAGGUGAAGUGCCAGGAGCCCUUGAGUGACGCUGAGAAGCAGAGCAUGGACAAGCACAUCGCUCCGGGUGGCAAGGCCAACCUCAGAAGCUGGUGCCGUGCGUAUCCGAUGUAUUCCAUCACAAUGCAGAAGUGCAUUGUUGAGGAGGACCCUCACAGCUAUGCGCAAGAGAUGUUUCAGUAUCAGCAAAAGCUGAAGCUGGUUGGUGCCGACGCCAUCUACUGCUUUGUGGCAGGGCACUGCAACAACACAGAGGUCACUGAAAGGACCACCAUGAGCGAGGCCGAGCAGGUUUGCAACAAGCGCUAUGGCUCCAGGUGGACAGAGGUUGGCUGGACGGAUUUCAUGGCGGUGCUGGCUCGCGCGUUGGAGCUGGGAACGACCCAUCAGAUCCCCAAGGAGUGGAAAGUCACUGGCUGGGGCUCCUUGGUGAAGCUUGCCCGGCGCGAGGCCGAUAUUUCGGCAAUGACCGCGUGCGCCAUGGGCAACUUCCAGUGUGACGUAGCCUACUGCAAGAUGAAUUACUGCGACUCUCCGAAGUUUAGGGCCAAGUUCGGCAACCUGUCCUGGUCCUAUGACUGAGCUGACCCGAGUUUGGUCAGCAUUGCUGUCAUCUGAGGCGAGGUGCAA